CGCGCCAGUGCAAGUCGGUUCACCUAGCAACAAUGGCGAAUUGCACGAUUUUUCGGUGAAGUCUAGUAAAUACUUUCACGACGUGCUGAAUGUUUGGAUUAUUUUAUGCGCGUUCAAGAUGGGACUGUUACCACUCGAGUUUACGGACUGUUUGACAGACAGCCCGUACUUCCGUGACAACCUACACGCUCACGAAUGUGAACUCGAUCGGACGAGUCAAGCGAUCAAAGGCAUCAUCAAAGAGGUCAAGGAUCUGUUAGUUGCCGCAAAGAGCCUCUCUCGGGCUCAAAGAAGCCUUGCCAACACGUUUAUGAACUUUAGGUUGGAGUGUAUCGGAAAUAGUCAGACGGACGACGAAAUCGUAAUCGCUGGUUCGUUGAAAGAAUUUGGUCGUUUGUUGAAUUCCAUCGAAGAUGAGAGAGACCGCAUGCUGGAAAAUGCGCACGAGCUGUUCAUUGCACCCAUUGAGAAGUUCCGAAAAGAUCACAUCGGAGAGGCCAAGGAGAGGAAGAAGAAGUUUGACAAAGAAACUGCAAAGUAUUGCCAAUCACUGGACCGUUACUUGAACUUAUCGACGAAAAAAGGCGAUGUCCAAUUGAAAGAAGCGUUUGCUGUGUUCGAGCUGGAAAAGAGGCAUUUCUUCAAGGCGUCACUAGAAUACGUCUUACUACUCCAGAAAGUGCAAGAACGAAAAAAGACAGAGUUUGUUGAAACGAUACUAAGGUUUAUGUACGGAUGGCUUACAUUCUACCACCAAGGGCAUGAGGUAGCCAAAGAAUUCAACAGCUUCAAUACCGACCUGCAAGUACGACUCCAGAAGACACGUGAGAACUUUGAAGCCACUCACAGCGAAGCUGAGCAACUGAUGGUGAAAAUGUUGGAGGUGCGUACAACGAAGCCGCAAGAUUCAGGAUCUCUAAACAAAAUGUACACUAGGCAAGGCUAUCUGUUCCUAAUGGAAAAGAAACACCUCACAACAAUAUGGAACAAACACUACUGUCAGUACCAAAAGGAAAGUCGCAAGUUUACCAUGAUUCCCUACAGUCAGACUGUUGGGAAAAUUACUAGCUCCGACACGUUCUCCUUGAAGGAAUGCAUCAGGCGCAUGAACGAUACAAUUGACAAGCGCUUCUGCUUUGACCUGACGGCUCUGGAACGUCCGGCGAUCAUAUACACUUUCCAAGCACUCUGCGACGAAGACUUGAAGCAGUGGCUCAAUGCAAUGGAUGGCAAGGAACCCAGUUCUACACCACCUGGAAGAGUGGCAAAACAAGAUGGAUGUGAGCUGGAUGAAACAGGUUUUGCGUUUAUGAAAAGUUGUAUCGACGCGAUUGAAGCUCGCGGCCUGGAGGAUCAAGGCCUGUAUCGCAUUGUGGGUGUCAGUUCUAAAGUGACCAAGCUCACUCAACUUGCAUUUGACUCGAAAAAAGCCGAGAGCUUAAACCUCCUCGACCCCGACGAAUGGGAAGUGAAGACUAUCACAAGUGCACUCAAGAACUAUUUACGAAACCUGCCAGAGCCCCUGAUGACAUUUCGAUUGCACACCUCUUUUAUUACCGCAGCAAAGCAAGAGAACAAAGUACAGCGUGUGUCCACCAUCGAAGCGUUGGUCGGUCAACUGCCGAAGGAAAACUAUCGCAUGCUGUCCAUAUUAAUACAGCAUUUACAAAGGGUGUCGCAGUACGCCAGCACCAACCUGAUGACAGUAUCAAACCUGGGCGUUUGCUUCGGCCCAACACUCCUCCGUCCGGAAGAAGAAACGGUAGCUGCCAUCAUGGACAUCAAGUUCUGCAACGUCGUCGUGGAGAUCCUCAUAGGAAACUGUGAUAAAAUUUUUAAGAGUGCCCCAAAAAAUGACGUGAGGCACUCGCUGGGAAGCACGGUACCCGAGGACGCCCGUGAUCCCCCGAGGGAGAGGCCAACGAGUCGAGAAUAUGGUUCCCCCGCGUACUACACCCAGUCGCCGACGAACGACUGCCCACCUUCCUACGUGGCUCCUUUAGAUCACAUGCAGCGCACAUACGCACGGUCUUACGCCAUGGACGCGCCUGCUGUGCAGAAGAGGUACGGAAUGCAGCUGGCGCAGUCUUCUCCUCCACCCCCCGUACAGUCGAUGCCAGUCAAGACUGUCCCCAGGAUGGCCCUCGCCAUGUACAACCCGAGUUGGCCAGGAGGUUGCGGUGGCGGGGGCGAUGGUACGCACGUGAAUUCCAACAGCAGCAGCACAGAGUCCUUGAGUUCCAGAUCAAACUCUACGUACAGUCAUCAUUCACCAACCCCAGGUGUCAGGGAGCUUCAUUCUUCACCGUCAGUACUGGAUACGAACAAGUCUAGUCAGUCAUCGAGACCAGUAUCUGUUCACCACAACGGAAAGCGGGUACGAACGCUCUACGCCUGUGUCGGGGAGAACAACUCUGAGCUGUCCUUCGAGCCAAACCAGAUCAUUCACGAUGUUCGGCCUUCGCGAGAGCCUGGUUGGCUAGAAGGACGACUCAACGGCCGCUCCGGCCUCAUUCCAGAAAAUUACGUUGAGUUCCUUCCCGAUGGAUCAUCGCAAUUAUGAGCUCUUCUUCUUUCUCAUUCGUUGUCAUCGACUCAUUCUCUUCACAGCCCGCUGGUCUUCCAUAAUAGCGGCUUCCUGCCACACUCCCCUUCUCAUCUACAAGAGAGAGAGCCCUCGCCGGUUUCUGUACUGUCGACAGUAAAUACGGAUACAACGAUGUCCGCUUAUAGCGUCGCCAAGAGGCAUCGUAAUAUGCGUGUCAACCGCAUUGCACGGACGCCUUUUCGACGAACAAAUUUCAAUAUGUAAAAACGUGUUUGAAUUGAAAUAUGUCCGCUUAUUGUAGUAAGCGGUGACGUGUACAGCGAGUCCGCUUAUAGUGUCACCAGGAGGCACCGCAAUAUGCGUAGCGACCGCAUUGUGUGGGCAUAUUUUCACUGAACAAGCUUGAAUAUGUAAAAAAUGAGGAGCUGUAAGGUGCCCGCUCAUUGUUGUAAGCGGUACCGUUGUAUGCGGACCUCGUUCUGUAACAUCAGAGUGCAAUACAGGGGCAGCCAACGACAGCUGCGAAGUGUUUCGACUAAUAGCUCAAGUGGCCAAAAUUAGGUUAGAAAUAUCUAGGAUAUGUGUGUGUAUGUAAACUGUGCAGACUUGUAUACUCUUGUGAACUUGACAUGUGUUCUUCUGUACAUAACUGUGCAUACGGGAGUGCUCCCCCUGACGUGGGUAUCAUAUCACUGUUAUUUUUUCAGCACCCAUAAUUUUCCAUUUUCUAUACAGAGUAGUUUAUGUUAAGAUGCUCUUUGCGACGUUGCAUUUGUGGAGGGGGAGUCCACUUGUUUGCUAUGCGUUGUUUGAUUAAUUGUGUAGUAUAUGUACUAGUUGAUUUCGACACAGGGUUGAAACUGCUGGAGAAAAUAUUUGUUAAAAGUUGCAUUUCGGUAGAGUCAAGUGCGGUAUACUUGGAAGUUCGUUAUAUCGAAAUUCGUUAUGCAAGCGCAUACGUUAAAUUCAAUGUGCUCCAGCCCACCGUGCAAAUUCUUUAGACAAAUCACAGAUACGCAAUGACUGAAUUCGUCAAAUUCCGGGUUACUCAGUUCGUGAAUUCGAUAGGCCGAACGUAAUAUGCUACAAGAUUUUUGUAAAUCAAACUUGAAAUCUGGUAAUAACAUACCAGGUUCAGAGUUUGAUUUACGGUCUUCUGUUAUUUGAACAGAAGCAAAAUUGGCUCUAGUGGUCAAACACAUAUAAUAGCACACUCAUCAUCUAAAAUUGCAACGCACUCACUACGUGCGAGUGCUUUUAUCGUUUCACAUUUUCCAUAACCUUGCCUCGCUUCAUCGCAAUUGAAUUUCGUAUGAUUGUUUUUGUGUCUGAAGAUCAUAAUAUUAUUCCAAAAAGUAUUUUUAUGCAAUGAAAAAAAAAAGUCUUUUAUUACGAAUGCCCCUUCCGCGCGAUUGUUAUAUUUCGUACGGUGCCUACUGGAGAGAGACAGAGAGCAAUGUGUAGUCUGCAUGUUUUUACAGAGAUAAGAAAAACAAAACUACUUUUAUAAUUGGACACAGAGACAUCUGUGACGUCAGUUGAUGUCGUCCAUGUUUUUGGUGUCGCAGCUAUGUAAAAGAAUUUAUGGAAUAAAUUAUAAUUUAUUCAGA
This is a messenger RNA of Ornithodoros turicata, 4158 nucleotides long. It is a transcript of the gene Graf, whose product is annotated as rho GTPase-activating protein Graf-like. NCBI's taxonomy places the organism in Eukaryota, Metazoa, Arthropoda, Arachnida, Ixodida, Argasidae. Bases 119 to 2563 code for a protein of 814 amino acids. The record is from RefSeq and is a predicted model, not a curated record. Gene Ontology annotation, biological process: signal transduction. Gene Ontology annotation, cellular component: cytoplasm. The transcript is spliced from 26 exons. Gene Ontology annotation, molecular function: GTPase activator activity; protein binding.